UUUGAGCUCUAACGCACUAAUGGCAGAUCUCAACGACCCGAACUCCUGUUUCAAGAAAGGAGCCGAAGUCGAAAUCAGCAGCAACGACGACGGCUUCCGUGGUGCUUGGUACCCGGGAACAGUAAUUCGUCCAACAAGAUCGGAAAACAAGGUCUUGGUGGAGUACAAAACCCUAACGGCAGAUGAGGCGGGGAAGAAACCCUUGAGAGAAACCCUAGAUUUGGUGCAAUUGAGGCCGCCACCGCCCCGGGAGCGUAAACGGAAUUUUAAGUUUAGUGAAGAGGUGGACGCUCAUCACAAUGAUGGGUGGUGGGAGGGAGUGGUCACUGAAGUGCUUGACAAUGGAAGGUAUUCGGUGUUUUUCAGGGGGACGAGGGAGCAGAUUGAGUUUGGGGAGGAGCAGCUGAGGCUGCACAGGGAGUGGGUUAAUGGGAAAUGGAGUCCGCCAUUGGAAGAAAGUGAGGGAAACCCAAAGGUUAGCCUCGUGGCCCUUAUUAAAAAGGUUGACAGAGACGUGUUCCUUUGUGAAAAUGCUGCUAAGGCUAAUGAGAUUUGUAAGCAUGAGAAGGGUAUUAUAAAAGUAUCAUUGCUGGUGAGGUUGAAGAGAUUAACUGCUAAGUCAUGUGGGUAG
Messenger RNA from Ilex paraguariensis (yerba mate), 631 nucleotides. NCBI's taxonomy places the organism in Eukaryota, Viridiplantae, Streptophyta, Magnoliopsida, Aquifoliales, Aquifoliaceae. The record is from the annotation of a GenBank genome assembly.